CUGGGCAAUAGAGGGAGACUCCAUCUCAAAAAAAAAACAAAAACCAAGUUACAGUUCAAUGUUAUAGAUGUUAUAAAAUAAGUAGCAGAGACAGGGUAUUCAAACCUUUUUUUAGGGAAGAGUUCUUGGAGGAAGAGUAACCUGAGCUUAUUUUUGAAAGAAGACUAGGUCUUAUGUGUGGACAAUUCUGGACAUGGAGUCAGAAGAACUGAAUUUGAACCCCAGCUUAGCCACUUACUAGCUGUCUGACUUGGACAGGUUGUUUAAGUACUCUGUGAAUCUCAGUUUUUUCCCAUGUAAAGUGGGGACAGUCAUAUCUAUAUCCACCUUUGAAAUUCAAUACAUUUGAAAGAAGCUCAUAAAUGUGAUAUACAAGUAUUCUGUUUUUUAGCUCAUAAAUGUGGUAUACAAGUAUUAUAUUCUGUUUUUUUCCAAGCCAAACUGUAUCCAGCUUUAUUAAAGAUACUGUCCGUAAACAAUCAUGGCAUUUCAGACAGGACAUGUGCAGACAAUCGUUAACAGUAUACAACAACUUUCAAACUCCCUUCUUUAAUGGCCUACCAAAAAUCAGAAAGCCACUAUAAAACCCAAUGAAGUCUUCAUCUGAUGCUCUGAACAGGGAAAGUUUAGAGUGAGGGUUGACAUUUCACAUUUAGCAUGUUGUUUAACAACUUUUCAUAAGCUGACCCUGACUUUCAGGAAGUGAAGUGAAAGUGACAGAAUUUACCUGAAGAUCCACAAUCUAGAAACGGAACCACUGCUCUUUUGACAGGUGCCAUCUCAGUGGCAUCACUGGAAAGUCCAGAUUGCCUGACACACUGGUAACCAAUGAUUAGGGGUCAGGUCCCAACAGAUGUCUGGGUUUAAGGGAGUUAAGUCUAGCUGAAAGGUAGAAAGGGAGAAGAGGACAUAAAAACAAAUUUGUUUUUCCAUACCACAAAGCUUUUGUGCCAAGGUGGCCAUGUGUGUCAAAGUCAGGGAAUCCCUGCUCCUGGGAGCCAAGAGGAAGUCUCUCAAAACUGGAAGGGAAAGGUGUUUUCCCCACAUCAAUCCAGCUUUGGAGACAUUUUAUUAGUGACAUAAGCCCCUUCCUCUCAAAACAACAAGGACAUGUUCUGUGUGCUAACAACAUAGCUUAAAAAAGUAAAACAAAAUUCUGCAUUUUUAUAAAACUUGAUUAAAAAUAGUAUUUCAAACUGUACAGUCACCAGAAGUACAUGGUUAUUAAAAAUGCACACACUUCGCUUGGCAUCUCCAGCACCUUCAGCUUUCUGUCCCUGGUCUGUUUUGGCAUCUCCAUUUUCUGUAGGGUUAUCCCCAUCCUGGCCAGCCUCAGCUUUUCCCUUUUUCCCUUUGGGUACCUUCUCUCCCUUCUUUGCAGGGGCUUUUUUGGCCUGGGCUCUAUCUUUGGAGGAGCAGGUUUAGCAGACAACCUUGUGGAUCUUCUCUGUGGUUCAUCCUUCACCUUGGCUUUAUCUCCUUUAGCAUCCCCUUCAGCCUUUCUUGGGCAUGGUGGCGGCGACAGUGACGGCAGCGGGACGUAGGCACUGGGCGUGGGAUGCAGCGGAGCACAGGCUUUGGUUGGUCUGGGGGUCGUUCUCACCUCUUCUUCUGGUUUUUGUUUUUUACUUAUUCAUUGACAAUUAUAUUUUGACAGAUUGUAGCAUCAGUUUUCUUACCCAAACCAGAAAUAAGUGAGGAAAAUAUUGAGUAUAUUAGUGUGUAGACAUCAUUUAUGAAGUGCUAACACUAUAAACAUGUAUCAAGGCAAAUAUUUUAAAGUUCAGAUCCAUGAAACUUUGAUUCUGUGCUAUUGUACAAGAUACUGCUUAAGGUACCUAAAUGAAUGGUAUCUGAAAAAUUAUUGAGUUUGCUUCUGAGUGGCUUGGAUAGCAACCAGCUGAACUAGAAAGAGCCUCAUUUCUUGUCAGAAGACUUAUGCUUGCAUCCAAGUGAUGCAACUUAUGUCUGUGCUGCUGAAGGUUAUUUAACAUUUCAGAGUUUCAUUUUCUCCAUCAGUAAAGGAGAAAAAUAAUAGUUACUUUGUAGACUGUGAAUUAGGAAUAAACUGGAUAAAUUGCUUACCACUAGCUUUUAUCAGUUAAAAGUUAAUUUAUGGAAUAUUAAACAAAUUUCCAUUUAAUUACAUUUCUUUAGAGAAACUUGCUCUAAAUGGUGGGUGGGGGGAAUUCUGUUAUUUAUGCUUUACUGACACUGAUGAUAUUUUACCUCCUUCUUCCAGUUAUUCCUCAAUAAUUUUGUAAGGUGAGUUUAAAUCUCAGCUAUUGUACUUCCUUGCAGUGUGACCUUCAAAGUUACUUAAUCUUUCUAUAACUUAUUUUCUCCAUCUAUUAGGUGGAGAAUUAAUGGCAUUUAUAUUAUAUAGUUACUUAAUCUUUCUAUAACUUAUUUUCUCUAUCCAUUAGAUGGAGACAUAAUGGUAUUUACAUUAUAUAAUUGUUAGGAAGUAACUAAAGUGCUUAGUUCAGUGUUUGGCACAUAGUAUGAUUUCAGAAAAUGGUAGUGCUAUGGACUGAGUGUAUCCCACCAAAAUUCAUAUGUUGAAACCCUAAUCCUCAGUGUGAUGUUUGGGGUGGGAUUUUUGGGAAGUAAUUAGGUCAUUAGGAUGGAGCUCUAUAAGUGCCUGUAUAAGAAGAGACACCAGAGAGCUUACUUCCUCUCUCUCUGCUUUCCACUAUGUGAGGAUACAGUGAGAAGAGGGCCAUCUGCAAACCAGGAAGCUGACUGUCACCAGACACCAGAUCUGCUAGUACCUUGAUCUUGGACUUCCCAGCCUCCAGACCUGUGAAAAAUAAAUGUUUGUGGUAUUCUGUUAUGUACACAGCAGCCUGAGCUGACUAAGAUGGAUAGCAUUGCUAUUGUCACUUUCAUUUUAUAAAUGAGAAGGUGAAUACAGAUUUAGAAACCUGAUUAGAUUCAUAGUAAGAGGCAAGGAUGGGAUUCAAUCCAGGUUUGUGUGAUGCCAAAGACUUUACUGUUUAUUCUUUUACCAGGCUACAUUUUGUAAUUAACAUUUCAUUUGUAUGGAAACGUAUUCUGAAAUGCUGUAGAGUGCUUGGAAGUAAUUUGUUAUUCUUGGGUAUUUAAAACUUUCAGUGAUGUUUUACUAACCGUUUACAUAAACUUGAAACUAAAUUGGUUAGGGAAAGAAAUCUUUGGCCUGGCCUCCCUGUGAUCAGACAGUUUUAGGGCAGAUAUUCUGGGGUGGUAGUCAGUGGUUAGUAAAAAGAAAAUUGUGUGUGUGUGUUUGUGUGUGAGUGUAUUUUCUCCUAAACAGCUUCAUUGAAGUAAAAUUGGCAUACAGUAAGUGAUACAAAUUUUAUGUACAAUUUGCUAAGUUUUGACAUACAUAUACACCCAUGAAACCAUCACCACAAAGCAGAUGGUGAACAUAUCCAUCACCUCCCAAGUUUCUUGGUGCCCCUUUGAAGUCUUUCCCUCCUCAUUCUCCUCAUAUCCCCCCCAUUUAAGCAACCACCUAUCGGCUUUUCUAUCACUAUAGAUUAAACAAUGGUCAGAUCAAUCAGGAUUCAGUCAGUUCACCUCUCAGCUGUAGUUUGAUCGUCUGUGAAACAGGGAUUCUACCAUCUUCCCAAAGGACCAUUGGAGAAGAUUAGGAUUAAUGUGUAUAAAGAGCCUAGCAUAAUGUCUCUUGCAUAGUAGGCCCUCAGUCCCUGGAAGCCAGUAUUACCAGCAAGCUUUCACUUGGUGGUCUAGAGUACAUUUAGGAGUUCAGAGUGCCAAAAUGCAUUUCUGUCACUUAGAGCUCCUGUUCUCUUCCACUGAAUGGGCUUCCAGUGUUUUUGAAACAGGAAAAUUUACAUUUAGGCAGCUUAAGGCCCUAAGGGACGUUCUGUUGCUCCUACCUUCCCUCCCUCAUGCCCAGUGUUACACAUGCUAUUAAUUAUGAACAGAUGUUCUUCAAAAAUAAGCAAAGAUCUCCACAGCAGGUUUUUGCAUUCUUUAUGCCUAUGUUUAAGUCUGGCAUUGUGAUCAAGCUGCAUAAGCAAUGAGUUUGUAGUCAGAGUUCUGGGUUUUAGUUCCUAUUCUGCCUUGGGCAAAUCAUAAAAUCUUUCUGAGCCUCAGUUUUCUCAGUGUGAAGUGGUGGUGGUGGAGUCAUACCUCAGAAGUUUGUUGAGAGGAUCAAAGGAGAAUUCUGAAAGUGAAUUGUAUGAUGAGGUUAUAGUUCAUCUGCAUCCUCCCAUGACUGCCUCACAGUGUCAGAACUUUGUAAAAGGAUCAGGCAGCAUUUAAAUCUGAUAUCUUACAGGUUUUUAAUAUAAGUAUUUUAAAUUGGGCUCUGCUAAUAGAAUAAAGUGGCAAAAAUAAAUAACAACAGAUAAAUAAUUUGUGAAAUUAUUUGCUCAAGGUUAAAAGUGCUUCCAUUUUAAAGUCAGAGAAACUUUAAUUCAGAUAUUAGUUAAGUAGCUGUGUGACCAUGGACAAGUUAUUUAAUUUCUCUGAGCCUUAAAUUCUCACCUGUUAAUAAGGCAUAUCUGUUCUACCUCAGAGGGUUGUUGGGAGGAUUAGAAAUAAUAUGUGUACCAUAGUUGGCAUAUAGCAGAUGCCCAGUGACGCUAGCUUCAUUCCUUCCAUUUCCAAAAUUGGUAGAUUUGUGGAUUCGUUGAACUAUUCCUGAAGGGAUGACUUUUGCCUUCUCUAUUCCGUGAUGCGGUUCAGCACAGGUUAGCUGUUAGGUAGUGUCUCAGGUUUCCCAUUCAAGUCUGUAAAUGUCAUUUGAGCUUUAUGGUGCUAGCAGUUAUUGCAAAGGAAUUUUUUUUUUUUUUUUAAAUAAUGGGAGGCACCUAUGCUUUGCUUUUGUACUUUCUCAUCAAUUCUCAUUGCUCUGUCUAGCUAGAGAUACUUUGUAUUGUGAGAGCCAGGGAAACCAGGGGCCAUUUUCUUGUCUCUCUGUGUUUAUUUGGGUUGGAGGAUUGUCUAAAAGUUCCCUAGUGAAUAAAGUAGAUUUGCUGAGUUCAGAUUCUUCCCUCCUGGGUGAGCCCAGGAUCGAACUACUGGGCAAGAAAAGAAAUAGGAAGAUGUGGAGAAAACUGGUGAGUUCUGCUUGUAAAGUUGUCAGGAUCUUUGAGUUGGGGGGCAUGUAGAAAACAGUUGAUUCCCCAUUUCCGUCUUCAUUUCCAGAGCCUGUACACUCCAACACAAAGGGAGCUUUAAGAUGGAGGUCUGCAUUGUAAUUUCCUAGAAAUUACUGCUUCUGGUAACCGCUCAUUCAGUUUUCACCUCUUUGCUGCAGUAGAUGAAACAAUGGGGACAAUAAAACCAUUUAUCUGAUGGCUGUAGCCUCAAUGGGAUGUUUGUUUUAAUAAUGGUAUAAUUUGCAGGGUUCAUAAAUUGUGAUUUUAUUCUCAUGGAAAUAACUGCCCGGUGGUAUUUGGAUUCUCAGGUCUCCUGUUGUGAAUAAUUUCGCUAACAUUCUGGCUGACAAUUCCCUUUAUUCUACACUUCGAUUUAGAUUGUUCAUGCUGGUUGGGUAAUUAGCCCAGAACAGAGCCAGUUUUUUUCAGUUUGGGGAUGGCAGGUGGUUACUAGGUAACUAGAAGAUCUUCUGAAUGGAGAAGAAACUCUGCUUAGGGAUUCAAGGCAAAUACCCAGGUUUGUUUUGAUUAUCUGGGAUUUAAAAAAUUAUCUAAUACCAAAAUAUUUGAUGAAAAUUGAAAUUUAAUUCAUCUGAAUAUUUGUUUUCCAUGACACCAAACAACCCAUUAUAUUUGGAAUAUCCUAUGUUUGAGUUUUAAAUUUUCAUGUGCAUGUUUUGGCAGGGAAUAUCCACAGAGGGCAGAGGCUGAUAAUAGCUACACAUGCUAGACAUUGCCAUAGGUGUUUUACUUACAUUAUGUCUAAUUUUUUUUUUUUUGACAUAGUUUGACUCUUGUUGCUCAGGCUGGAGUGCAGUGGCACGAUCUCGGUUCACUGCAACCUCCACCUCCCAGGUUCAAGUGAUUGUCCUGCCUCAGCCUCCCGAGUAGCUGGGAGUAUAGGUUCCUGCCACUACACCCAGCUAAUUUUUAUGUUUUAGUAGAGACAGGGUUUCACCACGUUGACCAGGCUGGUCUCAAACUCCUGACCUCAGGUGAUCCACUUGCCUCAGCCUCCCAAAGUGCUGGGAUUACAGGUGUGAGCCACCACACCCGGCCAUUUCUAAAUCUUAAUGAGAACUCUGAUAGGUAGGUAUUGUUUCCAUGUUACCCAUGUAAAAAGUUAAGACACGUUUAGUAACUAAAUUAAGGGAUUCAGCUAAUUAGUGGCAGACAGUUUACCAGAUUCAAAGCUUAUCCUAGGCUUUCAAUUACAGGGUAAGACAUUCUGAAGAUACAUUCAAGUUGAAAUUAAACUGUUAGAUAUUACAGCAGUUGGCUCAAAAAUAAUAUUAUAUGUGAAUUAAUACCUAUCAUCAGAUGUAUAUAUCUGAUUGUUCUUCCUGUCAUUUAAUCUUGUUUUACAGCAGUAACAUACAUGGAAUAUUUUGAUUAUCUCACCAAAAUUAAAGGACUUCUAGGCAUAAUCCUGUUUUAAGAAUUCUUUAAAAGGCUCCAAAGCAUGGCGUAGUCACUGGAAAUAGCCUCAGACUUGGGUUUCAAAAUCUUGGCACUGCCAUUUAUUGGGUUAUCUUGGAUAAACCUUUUGACCAUCAUUGGAUAACCCUUACUCUUGUAUGAGCCUUAUUUUGCUCAUCUGCAAAAUAGGGAUAUGAUACACACUUUACAGGGAUGUUAGGGUUAAUGUAUGUGGUGGGGUCUAGUAUAUGACUGUAAUAUGUUGGUUUCCUUUAUUGAGUAAUGCUACUGCUAGUAGAGUAUCAGGGGAUAAUUUGGUGCUUUCAUCAUUGGCCUCAGGAUUUAUUAAAAGAUGGCCAACAUCGGAUGGGCACGGUGGCUCACACCUGUAAUCCCAGCACUUUGGGAGGCUGAGAUGAGCGGGUCACUGGAGGUCAGGAGUUUGAGACUAGCCUGGCCAAAAUGGUGAAACCUUUUCUCUACUAAAAAAAAAAAAAAAAAAAAAAAAAUGCCAGGUGUAGUGGCACAUCCCAGCUACUUGGGAGGCUGAGGCAGGAGAAUCACUUGAACCUGGAAGGCAGAGGUUGCAGUGAGCCAAGAUCAUGUCAUCGCACUCCAGCUUGGGCGACAAGAGGGAAACUCCAUCUCAGAAAAAAAGAUGGCCAACUUCAAGUGCCAUUAUGUUAUAUUUUCAUGUGAUGCUGUUAAACUAAUAGAGCUGAUUUUUCUCCAGGAACUUGCUGUUCCAUCUAGGUAAUUUGUUUAAGGGGCAGUUAGAUAGAUGAUGUAUUUUUUUAUACUCUCUUGGUCAAGAGAGUGAGUGCAUAUGUGGAAAGGGCAUUGGAUUUGUGAUUAUACAAACUUGGUGGGAGGUCCAGCAUUGCUGUUUACUAGCUAAGUUUCAUGGGACAACUGACUUUCUCUGUUUGAAACUUGGGAUAGAGAUAAUAAUAGCCAACUUUCCCAUCUGUUGUGAAGAUCAAAUGAGAUAAUGAAUGUGAAAAUGCCUUUUAAAUUGGAAAAAUGCCAGCCAAGAUAGUAACUAUUAUGUGACAUUCAUAAUUAGUAUUAAGUGGGGCUUAGAGAAUUAAUUACUUUUUUUUUUGAGACAGGGUCUUGCUCUGUCACCCAGGCUGGAGUACAGUGGUGGGCUCAUGGCUCACUGUUGCCUCCACCUCCUGGGCUUAGUGAUCCCCCUGCCUCGCCUCCUGAGUAGCUGGGACCACAGGUGUGCAACGCCAUGCCCUGCCCCCACCCCUGCCCCUUGGUAUUUUGAGACGAAUCUUGCUCUGUCACCCAGGCUGGAGUGCAGAGUCCCGCUCAUAGCUUACUGCAGCGUGGAACUCCUGGACAUAGUGAUCCUCUCACCUCAGUAUCCUGAGUAGCUGGGAUUAUAGGCAUGUACCACCAUGCCUGGCUCAUUCUUGAAUUUUUUGUAGAGACAGGGUCUCUAUGUUGCCCAGACUGGUUUCGAACUCCUGUCCUCCAGCCAACCUCCUGUCUUCCAGCCAACCUCCUGUCUUGGCCUCCCAAAGUGCUGGGAUUACGGGCAUGAGCCACUGUGCCCCGUCGGAAUUCACUGCUAUUUUAAGAGGCAAAUUUAAAAUUUCCCUUGAACUAUAUAAAGACAUUUUGAUGAGUUUUAUUAUGGUAGUCCUUGGGGACAGCAGAAGAAAAGAGGCCAGAAUGAUGUUCUGGGUAGAUAAAGUAUUGAGUGAAUGUAACUGCAUAGUGGAAAUGAGAAAAUGGGGUGUGGUACUACUGUGAGGCAGGCCCAGAGGACUUAGAGAAGAGCUUAGACUUGAGAUUUGGAUCUUGGUCUAAUCUUGAUCCCUAGAACAAGGAAGUGGGAGGCUCCUUGAUUAGAAAAACUUAGGACACAGGGUAGUGUGUGGAGAACUGUUGAGGAAUAGGGAUAGAGGUAACAACUGUAGCUUCCGUCAUGAUGACACUCAAGUUGAAAUCCUGGUUUUAAGCCUUCUAGGAGUAUGUACAGAAGUUAAAAUAGAUUUUUUUUCAUUCCUCUUUCUACCUUCUAACAGUUAAGUGUGUCCAUUUUUAGGGGAAAGUUCCAAGUGCGUCUUGCGAUUAUUGUGCAUGAAUCCAGUGGUGUCUCUCAGGAUCCUCAGUCUUCCACAAUGAACCCUGUUUACAGCCCCGUGCAGCCUGGGGCUCCUUAUGGCAACCCUAAGAACAUGGCCUACACGGGUUACCCCACAGCCUAUCCAGCAGCUGCCCCUGCCUACAAUCCCAGCCUGUACCCCACCAAUAGUCCCAGUUAUGCUCCAGAGUUUCAGUUCCUGCAUUCAGCUUAUGGACACCAUGAAGCAACUCUGCUGAUGAAACAGGCCUGGCCACAGAACUCGUCUUCCUGUGGCACUGAAGGCACCUUCCACCUCCCAGUGGACACCGGGACCGAGAACCGAACUUACCAAGCAUCCUCUGCGGCUUUCAGAUAUACUGCGGGGACACCAUACAAGGUCCCACCGACCCAGAGUAACACUGCUCCACCCCCCUACUCCCCAUCACCCAACCCCUAUCAGACGGCCAUGUAUCCAAUCAGAAGUGCCUACCCCCAGCAGAAUCUGUAUGCCCAGGGAGCCUACUACACACAGCCGGUGUAUGCUGCCCAGCCUCAUGUCAUCCACCAUACCACGGUCGUCCAGCCCAACAGCAUUCCCUCUGCUAUCUACCCAGCACCUGUUGCCGCCCCGAGGACCAACGGUGUGGCCAUGGGCAUGGUGGCAGGCACCACCAUGGCAAUGUCAGCAGGUACCCUGCUGACUACACCCCAGCACACGGCGAUUGGGGCACACCCUGUCUCCAUGCCAACAUAUAGGGCCCAAGGAACCCCUGCGUACAGCUACGUGCCCCCACACUGGUAAAGCCUGCAGCCCAUCCAAAUCUGGAGUCACACAUUGUAUGCAACUACUCAAGUCUUACACCGGUGCUGGAGCAGUUCCCUAGCAGCACCACCUCUAUUUGCAAGAAGAGACAACGGAAGUGCAAGGGUCACUUUAUGCAUCUUUAAUGGUUUUGAUUUUUAUUUUUGGUUUUUGUAAAAGCUGCUUUUUCUAAUCUCCUGCCUCUCCCCAACUGUCCCCCUCUUAGCCCCUGCCCUUCCAGCUCUAUCCCCUUCCUCCUACCUGACCAGGCCAUGUCCUCUCUGCUCUUCCCUAAGUGUCCUGUCCCUGGGGAUCCCAGUCUAGAGGCAAGCAGAGAGUAGGGUUUAUUGCAGUGGUUCAUCUGAAGGCUGGAUUCCAUUUGAAGAGCAUAAACAGAUGUGGUCCAGGGUAGGAACUCAGAGCUGUUGAGCAGGCUACAUCUCUAGGGGAGUGUUCUGGUUGUUUUUUCUUAAGCAAGAUUAGUUCAGGACAUUCCCAUGUCCCAGACACAAAUGAAAUGUCUCCUGAGAACCAUUGCAACAGACCAAGAACAAAACCACCUGAGUAUGUAGGCGUGUUAUUAGCAGCUUAAUACCCCAGGCUGAGAACCUGGGGAAAAAAGUCUUUAGAAUUUGGGGGAGGGUGGGGGGAGGGAGGGCAUUGUGGGGAAGGAGAGGGAAGAAGGGAGGAGCGGUGCUUGCCUCAUGGCUUUGGUUUGAAAGGUCUCUGGCCAAAGCAUCUGGCCCUGGACCUUCUGAUUUGCACAGUGAUGUUAACUGACCUGGCACUUCCUCAAAAGGUGAUUUUGUCCUUAGACCUGCCAAGCGGCUGCAGGGUGGUAGGAUCCCAGCAUCCCGAGGCCUUGGAAGGCCGGAUGCCCUGUGUCAUCCAGACUUCAGCCUCUGAGCUGUCAUGGACCCACUCUGAUGAGGAGCUUCCUCCUGAUUGGAGUGGGAACCUAGGGCAUUUCUCUCCCUUUUCUUUUGCCCUUCCCAGUGCCAGGACUCACCUGUCUGACCAUAGAGCUUGCAGGCAGGCCAAGCUCUUGGUUACCUGUGCCAUUCAUGGCCCAAGUGAAGGAACCACAUUCCAGGUGGGUGCUGGCAGCUCUGAAGGUGAGGAUAGUGAAGGAAAAGCAAUAGCAAUAAACAUUUCAUAGACUCAUGGAACUGAAGGGACCUUAGCAAUCAUCUCAUCCAUUUCCCUAUUUGGCAGAUGAGGAAACUGAGGCCCAGAGAAGCGGAAAGGACUUCCCUAGACCUUACAGUAAAUUAGCAUUAAAUGCAGCCUUCCUACCUAGUGGGCACCUUGCUUACAAAAAUUUACCUAGGGACGGAUUGGCUUGGUUUUGUAAAAAUUAAGUCGGCAGCGCCCAUACCUGGUGAGUCUGGAAUGGUCUCUGGGCUCCUGUUUCUGCUCUUUUCCUCCACGGACUCCAAAGGCGGGGGUUGAAGACUGGGCAGAGGCUACAUGGGGGCGGAUGGCAGGAACAGAAAUUGCAAAUGAAGAAAUAGCAUUUGGAAAUUCUGUGAAGACAUCUGGAACUUCCGUCCUGUACCUGACUCCACCUCCAGGAGAAGGAGCAGGUGGACUGGCCGAAAAGGAGAGGCCAUGCUUUUAGGACAGUAGCCCCUCAUCCCGAGAGGAGAGGAAGAGGAGGAAGACAGUGGGAGUCAUCAGGAGAGGAGAAUGAGGAUGAGGCCCAGGAGACAGGCUCAUCUGGGAGAAGAGGGACCCCUGGGACGAGGAGGUCCCUGCUAGUCUCAGCCAGGAGCCUGGAUUGCCCAGCAGCAGCCUCCGGCACCCAGCGCUUGGCUGGGCCAGCAGCCCCUCUGGGGGUGGGGCACGAACAUUUUAUUGUAAAAAAUGGGAUCAUUGACAACAUUUGGGACUUUAAAAAACUGCUUUCAUUUAAAAUUCAUGCAAACUUGGACAUAUCCUUACCCCAACCUCCCAUGUCUCCCUAAGGGAGGGAAAAAUCAGGAAACCCUUGGGUUGGAAGGAGCUCAGAAGCUGUCUAGCCAUUCCCAGGAGGGUAAAGCCCAUCAGCCUCCUUGGCCUAGAGCCAGGAGUUUGGGGGCCCACCUUCCUGGGCUUCCAAGGAACUUUAGGACCAGUAAGAAAAAAUUCAGCUGUUCUAAAUUAUCUGUUCUGGGUGCUGAUGAGGUUUCACUUUAAAACAAUAGAAAGUUUUCCAGUGUUAAUUCACUUUUUGCAAAUACCUCCUUCCACCCUCUUUGGUUUUGUAAAGGUGGGUGAAGGUUGUUCUAGAUUAUGUCAUACGUGUUUGAAAAAUGCCAAAAUAAUAAUAAUGAUAAUAAUAAUAGAAACCUUUGGAUUUGUCAGGUGCAUCACAGAGGUCAAAGCACUUCACGGCCUUUCAUGUACUCGCCCUGAGAGGGACAGGGUUAGAGUUAUUACAGUCAAUUGACAAAUGAGGAAACAGGUUAUGGAAGGGAACAGGCCCACAGUGAGCAGCAUGCUGGUAUCCGCUAGGCUUCCCAGAACCCUGCUGCCUCCAUGUGGGCUGGGGUGGAACCACAGAGAGGAGAAAGGAAGAAGAGGAGACCUAGGAAUGACCUUGUAACUUUUGUUCUUUCAACACCAGUAAGUAAAACUAACAGCUGGACCUCACAGUUCACAGAACAGUUGAACAUAAAUUAUCUGGUUUAACCCGAUGAAAUAGAGGUUAUUUCUCCUAUUUGAUCCAUAAGGAAAUCAAGGCUUGGAAAAGUCAAGUGACUUGCUAAUAAGUGACAGAGCCACUCGAAUCCCAGGCUGUCUGCUGUCUCGUUCCCCUCCAUCUGAUCCCCACACAGGCUCACGUACUGAAGCAUCUGUGCUCUGUGCCCUAUCUUAGCACCUACUAUGUAAUUCAAGAGCAAAGGGGGGCCCCAAGGUGAAAAUAAGGCACUGAAAGGCUGUGGUCUGGAAGAGCCCAGGUCCAGCACCCCUUUUUCAGUAUGAGCCCCAGUUCAGCCGGCCUCAGCCUCUUGCUGUGAUGGAGAUCCACAAGCCUAGCCAAGCUUGGGGAGUCACUGCAAAAGGACUGAGCCCAGGAGAGCGGGGACAGUCAUGUGCCUCUGGUAGGAUGGGCACAGUUACUGGUAAGGUCACAGAGAUCUAGUGGGAGGUACCAUAGGUAGAUACCUCCAAAGAUUCUAGAUGGCACGGUGGUCAAGCUAGACAAAAAGUCAGAGCUGGAAGGGCCGUCUCAUUGAAGGCAGGCAAGCAAGAGAGGACAAGGGAUGUAGCCGCCUGACAGUGAGCUACAGCACUGGCCCCAGGAUGCAAACCCCUCUCUCCUCCUCAUGCCACUGCCUCUCCCCAAGUGCAACACCUAUGGCCAGGAUCAGGGGUACAGAUGGCUCGUUACCAGCCAACCCUUUUGAAUUCUUCUACUUCUACCUGACCCCCUCUCCUCACUGGCCUGGGGUCAAGAAGUUUGAGUCUGGGAGCUGGAUUGCCUGCAAAUAGUGAAAGCCUGAAACAUAAUGGUUUGCCAUGUUUUGAAAAAAAAUGCAUAUUUAAUUUCUUCCUCAUGAGAUAGGACAGUUGCUGUUCUUUCUUACCUGGCAAUGACCCUAAAAUGUAUAUCCUCUUUCCUGAAUAUUUAGCAGAGACACACACACCUGUCCAGAGCGUUUUUGGUAUGCAAAGUACUUUGACAUUGGUUGCCAAAGUCCUCCAUUUUAUAGAUGAAAAAACUAAGGCUCAGGAGGCUUGAGACUUGCUAAAAGGUCACACAGCUUGGAAGUGAUUCUUCAAAUCCUCUGCUCUUUCUGCUGCCACCUGCUGGGUCUCUUGGCAAGCAUGGAGGGAGGGGCUAACUGUACUUUAUAGAGCUGGGAAGCCCAGUCUCUGAGCUGAGCAGAUUUGUAUGAACUGCUUUGGGCCAGGACCUGUAAUGAGCCCUGGGGAGGGACCCAGAGGCACAUCUAACUGGCAGCACAAGGAGGAUGAGAAUUUGCAACUAAAGGCCUCACUUGGACAAAACACUUUGGGGUCACAAUGCCCAGGACCGAAGACAUGUUCAAGGACAGCACGAGGCAUCUUUCUAUUGGGAGACCCAUGUCCUUGGUAAGCCUGCACACCUGGCUUCCUAAUCCCUGAGAGCCUGCCCACUGUCCAGAUCCAGUGAGUUGGUACAAAACGUACAGACUGAAGUCCCUGGGCUUGCUUUUCCCAUGGGUGAGGACCAGAACCAGACUCUGAGCAUCCUUACCCCUGGCCACCCGAAUUGUUCCAAGUUUGAGGUACCCCGUUCCCAGAGAUCUGGGGGUCCUUCUUUGGAGGGCUUGCUUUGUUCUGAUGGCCUUCAGAAAGGAAUCACAUGAAGUAUAAAAGGACAGGCCCCUUGGUCACCAAGUUUUGGCUCCUCAUACAGAUAGGACUCAUCCAGGUUCCCAGCGAGGCACUGACUAAGCGAGGCUCAGAGCUUCCAUAUCAAAUUCCUCAGCUUUGUUCUGUGCCCAGAGGGGGUGGGCCCCAUUCUGGGCCCUGUGAACUUUGUCUUAUAUAUCACCAUCUGUAUCAGAAUUCCUCCUCAAUUGCAGUUAAGUGAAAAUACGUGGAAGUCUGCUUUUCCAUCCUGUAUUCUCCCACAUCACUACUGGCUGUGCGGCCCCCGCUGCUUGCCAAGCUUGGGAAUCCAGAGAGGGGCAGUAGUAGAGUGGGCCAGUUGGGACCCACCCGCAGAGCUGAAGAAACACGCCAGACUAACUGAUGGGAUUCCACACCGGAGCCUCUGAGCGCACAGGCAGGCAUGCCAAGGGGGCUGCAGGGUUUGUCCUUUACUUAUCUGCCCCUUUCCUAGAAAACUCCUCGUUUCUGAAAUUAGGCAUUAUAUGGUUCCAGGACCCAGCCUUCAAAAUUCCUGGCAGGCCAGCUUCAACAUUCCAUGGCCAGCCCUGCCUAAGCCAGACUUGGGUCCCAGUCCCUCAGUCUCUCCAGUGGAUAUCUUCUGUGGUGCAUGCUGUUGAGUCCAACCCAAAGGCCAACCGAGGCACACAGGAGUUGGGACUGGCUGCCACAAAGCUAGAAAGGGACAAAACAGCACUUGCUUCCCUAUGGCCACAUGGAUAGUCCCUGGAUAUCCUUGCUGUGGUAGAGGUCCUCUACCCAUUCCAGCCACUGAUAGCAGGGGGAUUUUCCUUCCUAAGGAGAACAGAUGUAACAGCUUUGCAAAGUACCGGCCCAUAGGAAUCAAAUGGGUGAGAUCAGCUUUGGGCCUGACCCCAGCAAGACCAGCAUCUCCAGACCCCAGCCUUUCUCCUCAGGCCUAAGAGAGUCAGGGAAAGAGAGGAGACUGUCCCAGAGACCUUCUCCUCGGGUCAGCCAGAUAGUCUGGAUCUAUGGUGUGACUCAAGCUCCUCCUUACCCAGGGGGGGUAAGGCCAGGCCUCUAGCUACUUGGAGUUGUCUGUAAUAAUCUUGAAAGGCCCAAGGGCCUGUCCCCAUCCUGACUUAAAGGCAUCUGCUUCCCUGUUUCAUAUCACAUGACAGAGAAACCUGUUCUCAUGGCAUGUAACAUCCCUGUGAAGAGAGCGUUGUAUAUGAUUUUGUAUUUUUUAAUUCAUUUUAAUCUACAGGUUGGAAUCUAAUUUUUAAAUUUUAUUGGAACUCACAUUUUAAAAAGAAAUAAAAUUUAAAAUAAUAAUAAUAAUAAUAAUAAUAAUAAUAAACCUUUGACCAGUGUCUUCCAAGUAGUUUGAUCAAAGAAUUUAUAGGUGUUUUCAAAACACAGUCCGGAGUGUAAAGAUUGGAAAGCCCCAUGGCCUUGCCUGUGUGUAUGAAGUGUAAAUCUGGUUUUGUUUUGUUGUUUUGGAUUCUUUUGGGUUUUUGUUUUGUUUUGAAGAUCAGACAGUGAUCACUCUGAAAGAUUGAAGCCAAGAAUUUGUAACUAUGGUAUUUACUGUAAGCUGUAGAACACUCAAUAACUAUUAAAAAAAAAAAUUCCCCCCCAAAAAAAAGUCUUAGGUGACUAGACUGAGUGGUUCUUGGGGAGGGAGGCACAGAGGACUGUCCUGGGCCAGUGAGUCCCUUGGGCGUCUCCCCAAGUUGAUGCUAAAUUUGUUCUCAGUAGUCAAGAAAAACCUAUGGUACAUCUUACAGCUGAUCUGACAGGGGUCUGCCCUAAGGGUCUCACAGCUGCUGGGGAGCUUUAAGUGGCAACUUCAGCACCCACCCUAAGUGUGUGAUGUGGGAGCACAGUGAGGCCAUUCAGAGUUGAAAUCCAUUGAGCCAUCCGCGCAAUAAAGCUGACAUCUAUUGUGUG
Homo sapiens (human) is the source of this 15697-nucleotide messenger RNA. It is a transcript of the gene FAM168A, whose product is annotated as family with sequence similarity 168 member A. The record is from RefSeq and is a predicted model, not a curated record. The transcript has 10 exons. Bases 8675 to 9421 code for a protein of 248 amino acids. Lineage: Eukaryota; Metazoa; Chordata; Mammalia; Primates; Hominidae.